Messenger RNA from Soboliphyme baturini, 300 nucleotides. NCBI's taxonomy places the organism in Eukaryota, Metazoa, Nematoda, Enoplea, Dioctophymatida, Soboliphymatidae. The record is from the annotation of a GenBank genome assembly.
AUGUUUCGGGCAAGAAUACACAUAAUUCCGGCUGUCGAACGAAGGGCACUGUACGAGUCGCAUCAAGGUACAGGGUCCACGGAGAUGGACGAACCGGAGAUGGAGCGGCAAGUUGGAACUACCGACUUGACUAUGACGGCGAGCAUUGAACAAAAGUACCAAAAUUUCACUGAGAAGCACCUUCGGUGCUCAAAAAGACCUGAACAUGCUCGACUGAAUUCUACGGUAUCAGAGGUGACAGAAGAACUGCUAGAGAAGAGAAGAACCUUAAAGCGGGAUAAGAUCAAUAAUGUGGAGUAG